Messenger RNA from Culex pipiens pallens (northern house mosquito), 800 nucleotides. RefSeq names its product zinc finger protein 57-like. Lineage: Eukaryota; Metazoa; Arthropoda; Insecta; Diptera; Culicidae. Gene Ontology annotation, cellular component: nucleus. The transcript is spliced from 4 exons. Gene Ontology annotation, biological process: regulation of transcription by RNA polymerase II. Bases 72 to 800 code for a protein of 242 amino acids. The record is from RefSeq and is a predicted model, not a curated record. Gene Ontology annotation, molecular function: RNA polymerase II transcription regulatory region sequence-specific DNA binding; DNA-binding transcription factor activity, RNA polymerase II-specific.
CAAAGCAAAACAGCUGUUUUCUGUUGAUCUGACCGGAAGCUGGGUUUAAUCAAUGAGAACCGUCGUGGGCCAUGGACUGCCCGCAAACGGAUCCGGUCUGCGAGACGAAGAAGGAAUUUAGCGUCGCGGACGUCGUCAAGCAGGAGCAGCCGCAAUUGGUGUCCGAUUUCGGUGAUUUUUACUGUGCCAGGUGCGACAAAAUUUUCGUCGACCGUACCAGAUUUCAUAUGCAUUUGGCGUCCCACACCAAAAUCUGCUGUAAAUUUUGCAAAAAGGAAUUUACCUGUAGGGCUUUGUUCGAAAAACACGAAAAAGAGUGCGAAAUCAUUUCCGAGGUUGAAAUCCUGCAGGACGGGGACGUCUUUAUCUGUCCAAAGUGCUUCAAAACGUUUGCCAUGAAGGAGCUCUGCCUUCGGCACGUUCACUUUCACAACAUUAUUUUGAGAUCGCACGCGCGGAAGAGGCUGGAACAAAAACCAGAAACUACGCAGAGUCAAUCGCUCAAGUGUUCCGAGUGUCCGAAGAAGUUUACGAGUCAACUAAAUUUUGGUCGACACGUGCAAAUGCACGCCGAUUUGCGGGCCGGAACGUACAAGUGUAAAACGUGUGGACAGCACUUUCCCUCCGACAGGGAGCUGAUUGACCACUCGUUUGUCGCGCACGGAAAGUUUCAAAUUGCGGUGCAAGCUGAACCGAAGCGUAGAAAGCAGAAGAUUCCGGCACGUAAGACCAAAUUUGUGUUGCCAAAGAAGGACAUUUUUCGGUCCAUGGCUGAAACUAGCAGCCAGAAAAAAGAAUGA